Messenger RNA from Apis florea (little honeybee), 2356 nucleotides. RefSeq names its product protein lin-9 homolog. Gene Ontology annotation, cellular component: transcription repressor complex; nucleoplasm. The record is from RefSeq and is a predicted model, not a curated record. Gene Ontology annotation, molecular function: DNA binding. NCBI's taxonomy places the organism in Eukaryota, Metazoa, Arthropoda, Insecta, Hymenoptera, Apidae. Gene Ontology annotation, biological process: DNA-templated transcription; regulation of transcription by RNA polymerase II; reproductive process.
AUGGCGGAGAUGAUUGAAAGUGAAUCAGCUGAGACAUUAUUAUCUAUAAAAAAUGGAGGAUAUCCAUCAAUCGAUGAAAUUAAAACUGAAGUAAUCGAUGAUGAUACAAUGGACAUGGAUGAUCAACAAAUUUCAAACAAUUCAACAGAUUCACACAUGGACACAGAAGAAUCUGAUCCAAUUCCUGAACUUGGCCCUGCAGCUUUAGGUUUACAAAGAGUAGGUACUCAACCUCCUCCAAAACCAAAUCCUCCUAGUCAACCAGUUCAAGUUUUAAAUCGAAGAGGGAUGCCAGCAAGAAUUAGAAAAAAAAUAUUAUUUUAUGAUGAUAUAUUGGUUAAUCAUCCUCAUCACAGGAUCAAAAAGGAUCCGUCGCAUCCAGAUGCAAAACAUUCUCCUAAAAAAGUAUCUAGACCUUCUCCUGCAAAAAAACAAACUAAAAUAACUAAUGAGCCAAGAAAAAAUAAUAAUAUAUUAAGUCAACCUAUAUCAUCUACAAUGACCCCAAUUAAACAAGAGAAAGAACCUGAUAAACCAAUGCAACCUUCUUCUCCGGAUCGUAAAAUUGGACAAAAGAUUGGUAUGAGAUUAAGAAAUUUAUUGAAAUUACCAAAAGCUCACAAAUGGGUUUGUUACGAGUGGUUUUAUAGUAACAUUGAUAAGACUCUUUUUGAAGGUGACAAUGAUUUUAUGAUUUGUUUGAAAGAAUCGUUUCCACAAUUAAAAACUCGGAAAUUAACACGUGUUGAAUGGUGCAAGAUAAGAAGAAUGAUGGGUAAACCACGAAGAUGUUCACAGUCGUUUUUUGAGGAAGAAAGACGAGAAUUAGAAAGAAAAAGACAAAAAAUUCGAAUGUUACAACAAAGAAAAGCUGCAGAUAUUAAUAGUUUUAAAGAUUUACCACCAGAAAUACCAUUACAGUUGGUAAUUGGAACCAAAGUUACAGCAAGACUGAGAAAACCACAAGAUGGUUUAUUCACUGGAAGUAUUGAUGCUGUGGAUACUAGUAAUAAUACUUACCGAAUUACGUUUGAACGUGCUGGACUUGGAACGCAUAGUGUUCCAGAUUAUGAAGUAUUGUCAAAUGAACCACCAGAAACAAUAAGUGUUGCUUCAUUUGCACAAAAAUUUAGACCGCGACAUGUACAAUAUGUACCAUCUCCACCAUAUGCUAUGAAAUUAAUGUCACCACGUUUAAACAGCGAUCCUUUAAUAUCAAAUGCUUCUGUAUCAUUGCCAAAGAAAUCUCAUAUUGGUGGAACAAUGAAUGGUUAUCCUUUAAAAUUAUUAGAAUUUAUGGUUAAAGUUAAUAAAAUAUUAGCUGCUAAAAAAGUUAAAAUAAAGAAAUUAAAAGAAAUGAAUAGUGAAGCAGAAAAAAGACGAUCUUUUGGAGAACCGCUUCCGCCAGAUUUUGAAAGAAGAUAUGCAGGUAUUGUGGUUGAAUUGGAAAAAAUGAAUACUGCUUUGCAAGAUUUUCUUAAUGAUAUUCAAGAACUUUGUCAAGAAAUGGCUCCUGAACCUAGUGUAGCAGCCAUGUUAGCUCCUUCUCAUCUUCGUGAAAAAUGUAGACAGGAAGCUGCAGAUAUGGUUGCAAGAAAUAAUAUUAUUAAUGAUAAGGAACCUGGAAAAAUGUCUCAAUUAGUGACAGACUUAACAGCUCUUAUGCUUCAAGUAAAAAGUUUAUCUGAUUCGGAUCGUAACGCAUAUGAGUUGAAAGUGUUACAAGGCACGAUGGAACAGAUACGCGCAAAAUUAAGUCCACAAAAUCAACAGGUUUUUCAAAAUUGUGUUGAAAUACAUAUGCAACAUAUACAAUUAGGUCUGGGACAAAGAGGUGCACUGACGCCAUUUAUGGCUCAAAGAGCUUAGCAAAUAUGAAAGACAUAUCAUCAUUAAGGAGUACCUAUCAUACUAGAAUACAUAUGUGUGUUCUGUAUAUACAAUAAUUCUAUAAUUGUUUUUUAAGUAACAUUCUAUAAAUGAGUUUUAGAAUAAUGUGCUGUGCCGUUAAUUGCAUUAAACAUUUAAAAAUGUUCAUGUUUAAAAAAUUUACAUGUCAACUUUACGAUUUCUACAAUAAGAAAUUGAAGAUAAAUAAUAAUGGCUAUUGUAAAUAAAGCGUACAUUUUGCAGUGGCAGCUUUCAUUAAAUUUAUACAGAAAUUUGACAUAUUAUCGCAGUAGGAAUGAAUAACUUGUAAAAAAAGAGUUUAAUAUUUACUGCUUAUGAAUAAUUUCAAAAAUUAAUAUAUAAUUAAUACAUUAGUAUUUUGAAAAAUAAUUUUCAAUAACUGUAAAUUAGGUAUAUGCACAAAAAUUGCAUAACCAAUUGUAAAUACACUAUAAAUGAUAAAAAA